GCUAACGUUAGCCAUCCUUCUCAGAACGCAGUUCAACUUACUGAUAGCUAAAUUAGCUAACUUUAACAAUGAUAGCUACUUGGCUAAGUAAACUGCUAAAUUAAUGCUGUCAAAUGUAGCUAACCCAGUGAUAACUUGAACGCUUGAGUUUAGCUAGCUAGCUUAACUGUUUUUAAAAUACGAAUUUGUUCCCUCGCAUUCAUUGUUCAUAAUUGCUGAAAGAGUUGGCUAAAUAACCAGCCAACCUGGGACUUUAACGUGGCUAACAAAAGUACAAAGAGAACAUGUGUGACGAAGAUGGAGUCGUGGAGGAUUAUCCGACCGAGAUUGCGGAGUACCUGACGGGAUUUAACUCAUCCGUAGGCUCGGUUAAUAAAAUGGUGGACACAAUGAUCUCUUUGUCGAAAAACGAGCUCCUUCAGAAACUGGAUCCCCUGGAGCAAUCCAAGAUGGAUCUGAUGUCAGCGUAUGCCCUAAAUUCGCUGUUUUGGAUUUAUUUGACGACUCAGGGAAUAAACCCAAAGGACCAUGGAAUUAAACAAGAAUUGGAGAGGAUCCGCACGUACAUGAACAAAGUGAAGGAGAUCACAGACAGGAAGAAGGCCGCCCGUCUGGACCGGGGGGCUGCGUCACGCUUCGUGAGGAGCGCCCUGUGGGAGGCGGAGGGGGAGCGACCCAAAGCGCAGGCAGAGGACUCCUAUCAGUCCAAGAGACGCAAGCAGAGCUGAGGAGGGAGAGCGGAAAGAGAGGGAAGAGAACCCUCCACACCACCGAGAGACUGCCCUUUUCUCUUUUUUUAUUUGUGAGGGGGGUGGGGGGGG
Messenger RNA from Conger conger (European conger), 821 nucleotides. It is a transcript of the gene c1d, whose product is annotated as C1D nuclear receptor corepressor. The transcript has 5 exons. The record is from RefSeq and is a predicted model, not a curated record. Lineage: Eukaryota; Metazoa; Chordata; Actinopteri; Anguilliformes; Congridae. Gene Ontology annotation, molecular function: DNA binding; RNA binding. Gene Ontology annotation, cellular component: nucleolus; exosome (RNase complex). Gene Ontology annotation, biological process: regulation of gene expression; maturation of 5.8S rRNA. The coding region runs from base 285 to 728 and encodes 147 amino acids.